Molecule: messenger RNA, 1509 nt
Organism: Penicillium lagena
Lineage: Eukaryota; Fungi; Ascomycota; Eurotiomycetes; Eurotiales; Aspergillaceae
Product: bifunctional AAA family ATPase chaperone/translocase BCS1
Exons: 2
Coding region: 1-1509 (502 amino acids)
Biological process (GO): mitochondrial respiratory chain complex III assembly; protein insertion into mitochondrial inner membrane from matrix
Cellular component (GO): mitochondrial inner membrane
Molecular function (GO): ATP binding; ATP hydrolysis activity
Source: RefSeq, a predicted model, not a curated record
AUGGACUCCAAUGGACGCGUGCCAGGGUCGCCUGCCGGACCAGUCUCACCGGCGGAGCUGAUCCUGCAGCAAAAGAAAGAUGCGCUGCAGUCGGCCCCGAGUGGCGAUGGCGGUCUCUGGUCGCAGUUGACCAACAAUCCCUUAUUCACCGCAGGAUUUGGACUGGCAGGUCUCGGAGCGGGACUGACCCUCGCGCAAAAGGGGGUCCGACAUGGCGCGGCACUCCUCCGUCGGCGCAUGCUAGUCGAUGUCGAGAUCAGCAUCAAAGACGACUCGUACCCGUGGUUCCUACACUGGAUGACCCUCUACCAACAAUCCCAAUUGAGUGCGACCCGCGCGGCAGCCAACACCUCCGGGUUCAUGGACCGUCUCCUCCAAAAAAUCACGCCGGGCAUGCGACACCUCUCCAUCCAGACACAAAAGGUCGAGCACGCCAACGGAGCUAUUCACACCCACUUUUCCCUCGUACCAGGGCCAGGGAAACAUGUCCUCCGUUAUAAAAACGCGUUUGUCUUCGUCAACCGCGUGCGCGAAUCCAAGUCACGCGACAUACAGACUGGAAAGCCGUGGGAGACCAUCACCCUCACCACCCUUUACUCGCAUCGCCAUAUCUUCGAAGAACUCUUUACCGAAGCUCAUGCCUAUGCCGCAAAAUCCCACGAGGGGAAAACAACCAUAUACAACAGCUGGGGGACAGAGUGGCGGCCAUUUGGACACCCGCGACGGAAGCGACCGCUGGAGUCCGUGGUCUUGGAUAAGGGCGUGAAGGAACGCAUCGUGGCGGAUGUCCAGGAUUUCAUCUCGAGUGCACACUGGUACCAAGACCGUGGUAUCCCCUACCGGAGGGGUUAUCUCCUCUACGGGCCCCCAGGAACGGGCAAAAGCUCCUUUAUUCAGGCGCUCGCAGGCGAGCUGGACUACGACAUUGCCAUCCUGAAUCUCAGUGAGCGAGGGUUGACCGACGAUCGACUUAACCAUCUGCUCACGAUAGUCCCGAACCGCACGCUGGUGCUGCUGGAGGAUGUGGACGCCGCAUUCUCGAACCGGCGUGCGCAGUCCGAUGCGGAUGGCUACCGCGGAGCUAACGUGACAUUCUCCGGACUCCUCAACGCGCUCGAUGGUGUCGCCAGUGCGGAGGAGCGGAUCGUCUUUCUUACCACCAACCAUGUCGAGCGGCUCGACGAGGCCUUGGUCCGACCGGGGCGCGUCGACAUGACCGUGCGGCUGGGCGAGGUGACGCGCUACCAGGUCGGCCGUCUCUGGGAUCGGUUCUACGAGGAGCUCGACACGGAUGGGUCACAUCGGAAAUUGUUCCUCGAUCGCCUCCAGGAGCUGGGACUGAUCGAGGACGAGCAUGGCCAUAAGGCCGACCGGGCCAAAAGUACCAGCGCCGCGGCGCUACAGGGAUUGUUCCUGUACAACAAGGGCAACAUGGACGGGGCCAUCGCCAUGGCGGAAGUCCUCACGCACACCAUGCACGCCGAAGCCGCCGAGCACGGGCGGGAAUAA